AUGGUCUCCUCCAAGUCACUUUUCGUGACCUUCGGUUUCGCCGCCAGCACCCUAGCGCAAUCUUGCUGGCGCAACGCAACCUGCACCCACCCAACAGAAGCCUCGUUCCCCGGCCCCUGGGACGACAACAUCUACGCGCCCGACUCGCGCACCGCGCGUCCCAAGUCCGUCCUCUCCCUAACCACCGGCGAACCCCUCGCUCAGUUUUCAUCCUCCCCCUCUUCCACAACCCAAAUCUUAAAGGGCAAUGGCUCGGCGCUGGUCUUUGACUUUGGCGUCCUCGUCGGCGGCAUCACGACGGUCAACUACACCCUCGCCGGCGGGCCCGCAACCCUCGGUCUUGCGUGGACGGAAGCAAAGAACUGGAUCGGGGAGUACUCGGACAACUCCAACGGCAACUACCGCGGUCCGGGCCAGACCCUCAUUUCGGACGACGGCGCGCUCUUCCACGAUAUCACCGCCCCGGCCGAGGGGUCGUACACCGUCCCCUCCGCCCAGCUCCGCGGCGGCUUCCGAUACCUCACGUUGUAUCUCAUGACCAACUCCACCACGGCCAACACAACCCUCGCGAUCGAUGAUGUCUCCCUGGAAAUCGGCUUCCAGCCGACCUGGUCCAACCUCCGCGCUUACCAGGGCUACUUCCACUCCUCCGACGACCUCCUCAACAAAAUCUGGUACAGCGGCGCCUACACCCUCCAGACCAACGCCGCGCCGCCGGAGACGGGACGUGUGCUGACCGAGGACGUCCGGGACGGCGGCUGGUUCAACAACGCCUGGCUCGGCGUCGGCGCCUCCCUCCUCCUGGACGGCGCGAAGCGCGACCGCUGGAUCUGGCCAGGCGACAUGGGCGUCGCCGUGCCCUCGGCCUUUGUCAGCACUGGCGACCUCGAGUCCGCCAGGAACGCCAUCCAGACAAUGUUGGACUUCCAGCGGCCCUCGGGAAUAUUCCCCCGCGCGGGGCCGCCGUACCUCGACGCGACCAGCGACACCUACCACAUGUGGACCAUGAUCGGCGCGUACAACUACGUGCUCUUCUCCGGGGACCUCGCCUGGCUCGCGCGCAACUGGGCGACGUACCUCCGCGCAAUGGACUACAUCUACGCCAAGGUCCUCCCCGACACGGGCAUCCUCAACGCCACGGCCACGGGCGACUGGGCACGGUACAUCAACUCGAUGAACGGCAGCGCGCCCAACAUGCUCCUCUACCGCACCCUCACCACGGGCGCCUUCCUCGCCGACCUCGCCCCGGUCGGCGCUGCAAACUCGACGGCGGAGGCGAACCUCACAGAGACCUGGCUCGCGCGCGCGGAAACCCUAAAGGCCGCCAUCAAAACCCACCUCUGGGACGCCGCCAAGGGCGCCUUCAUCGACGGCUACAGGAACCGCACGCUCUACCCCCAAGACAGCAACAGCUACGCCGUCGCCUUUGGCGUCGUCGACCCCGCCGGCCCCGAGGCGGCCUCCAUCUCCCGCGUGCUGACCGAGAACUGGACGCCCAUCGGCCCGGCGUCCCCCGAGCUGCCGGGCAACGUCUCCCCCUUCAUCUCCAGCAUCGAGCUCGAGGCGCACUUCGUCGCCGGCCGCGCCGACAGGGCCCUGCGGCUGAUCCGCGACAGCUGGGGGUGGUACCUCCACCACCCCAACGGCACGGGGUCGACCGUCAUCGAGGGGUACCUCGUGGACGGCACGUUCGGGUACCGCAGCACGCGCGGGUACACCAACGACCCGAGCUACGUGAGCCACGCGCACGGGUGGAGCAGCGGGCCGACGAGCACGCUGACCGAGUACCUCGUCGGCCUGCGCGUGACGCGGCCGGCGGGGGCGGGGUGGAGCCUGAAGCCCGUGUUCGGGGAGGUGCCGGAGGCGCAGGCCGGCUUCACGACGGUGCUGGGGCGGUUCAGCGCCAAGUGGACGGUCGAAGGGGGCGUGGCGGCGGUGGAGUGGGACGUGCCUGAGGGCACGAGGGGGUGGGUAGAGCUUGGCGGCGAGGAGGGGAGGUGGGUUGACGGCGGGAAGGGGACGGCGAGCGUCAAGGUGAAGGGGACGUGUAAUUCACGGCCCAAGACGCGGGAGACUUUAUUCAGGCGAUGUGAUGAUAGCUGA
Colletotrichum spaethianum is the source of this 2103-nucleotide messenger RNA. RefSeq lists its product as uncharacterized. The transcript has a single exon. The coding region runs from base 1 to 2103 and encodes 700 amino acids. Gene Ontology annotation, biological process: carbohydrate metabolic process. The record is from RefSeq and is a predicted model, not a curated record. NCBI's taxonomy places the organism in Eukaryota, Fungi, Ascomycota, Sordariomycetes, Glomerellales, Glomerellaceae.